CAGAGCUCUUGAGCUGUUCUGUAAGACUGAUCAGACUCUCAUCUGCAGUCUGUGUUCAGUGCAGGAACACAGGGGCCAUGACACCUUUUUUAUGUCAGAACAGGAUGUGAGGAGGGCUGUGACAGGUGAACCUGAGGAUUUCUGUACAGGAGGAUUCCAGACUGACCAAACAGGGUGGCUGCAGACACUGAAAGACAAACACAAGGAAGCUCUAAAGACGCAGUUUGAAGUUGUGUCUGAGGGAAUUGCUAAGCCGGGAGAGCAGACCCUCCUUGAUGACAUCUUUACACACGUGUGGAUAACUGAGGGCAGCUGUGUUGAGGUGAAUCAUGGACGUGAGGUCAUGCAGGUAGAAACUGUCUCCAAAAGCACAAAAUCAGAGAUCCACUCCAUCAAGUGCAGCGAUAUUUUUAAGCCACUGCCAGGACAGACCAUUCCAAUCAGGACUGUAAUGAUGAAGGGAGUUGCUGGCAUCGGGAAAACAUUCUCUGUGCAGAAAUUCAUUCUCGACUGGACUACUGGAAAAGACAACCAGGACUUCGAUUUUAUAUUUUUUCUUCCAUUCCGUGAAUUAAACUUGAUCAAAUCAGAAAUGAGUUUACAGGAACUGGGUCUGUGUUUCUGUCCAGAGAUAAAAUCCUCUGAUAAUGUUUUAGAUAGCCACAAAGUCCUGUUCAUCUUUGAUGGUCUGGAUGAAAGCAAACAUCCUUUGAACUUUAAAACAAACCAGAGGUGGUCUGAUGUGAAAAAGCAAGCUUCAGUGGACGUGUUGUUAACAAACCUCAUCAAGAGGAACUUUCCUGUUAAUGCUUCCAUCUGGAUCACUUCCAGACCAGCUGCAACAGGUCUGAUCCCUCCAGAGCUCAUCAGCAGGGUGACAGAGGUCCAGGGGUUUGAAGACCAGCAGAAGGAAGAGUACAUCAGAAAGAAGUGUAAGAACAGAGCUCUAGCAGACAGAAUUAUUUCACACAUAAAGGCACUGAGGAGUCUUUACAUUUUGUGCUAUGUUCCUGUUUUCUGCUGGAUUGUAGUUACUGUUCUGGAGCACACUUUGGAAGAGAACAGUGGGGCAAAUCCAACAACACUGACAGAUUUCUAUACGUACUUUCUGCUUGUCUUACUGACAGCAAAGGAACAAAAGGAAAAGAAAGAAACUGUCCUCAAAAUAAAUCAAGAAGCAAUUCUGAAGCUGGGAAAGCUGGCAUUUGAAAGUCUGAAGAAAAACAUCAUAGUGUUCUAUGAAAAAGAUUUGAAAAAAUAUGGCAUUGAUCUCCACAACUCCUCCCUUUACUCAGGGGUGUGGAAGGAAAUAUUUAAACAAGAUUCAGUCUUGUUUCAGGAAAAGGUGUACUGCUUUUUACACCUGACUGUCCAGGAGUAUUUUGCAGCUCUGUAUGUUUUAGGUUCCCAUCAGAACAAAAAUAUUAACCCACUGAAGAAAGGAAACCCACCAGCUUCCACACUGUUCCACUUGAAUGAAGUUGCACUUAGAAGAGCCAUCCAGAGCAAGACUGGUCACCUUGACCUGUUUGUCCGGUUCCUCUUGGGAACGGGAAUGAAGAACAACCAGGAGCUUCUAAAGGGAUUCCUGUCACACACACAAGAUCACUCCAGUGACAUACUGGAAACAACAGAACACAUCAAAAAACUCAUUAGAAAAACUUCCUCUCCUGAAAGAUGCUUUAACCUUUUCCACUGUCUGAGUGAACUGAAGGACAAGUCUUUAAUGGAUGAGUUCAAUGUGACUCUGGAUAAAGGAAAACAUUCAGGACAAAGCCUCUCACCUUCCCAGUGUUCAGCACUCGCCUAUUUCUCACUGCUGUCUGAGAAAGAGAUUGAUGUCUUUGACAUGAGUGAAUAUGCUACAUCACAGGCGUGUGUACGGAGAUUGCUACCCGUGGCAAAGAAAACAAAAACCCUUAGGUGAGUAACCUCAGAUUUACUUUA
Messenger RNA from Lepisosteus oculatus (spotted gar), 1947 nucleotides. Lineage: Eukaryota; Metazoa; Chordata; Actinopteri; Semionotiformes; Lepisosteidae. The record is from RefSeq and is a predicted model, not a curated record.